Messenger RNA from Salarias fasciatus (jewelled blenny), 3855 nucleotides. It is a transcript of the gene klhl43, whose product is annotated as kelch-like family member 43. Gene Ontology annotation, cellular component: nucleus. Bases 301 to 2382 code for a protein of 693 amino acids. Lineage: Eukaryota; Metazoa; Chordata; Actinopteri; Blenniiformes; Blenniidae. Gene Ontology annotation, molecular function: protein binding. The record is from RefSeq and is a predicted model, not a curated record. The transcript has 8 exons.
CACACACACAGCACAGCAAGACGGACAGAGGACUUAAGGACGAAGCAAAGAGGAACCUAUGAGAGAACAUACACAAAGAAAUAAGAAAGAAAUUUAAAGAAAGAGUAAAGAGAGCCACUGAGAGAACCAAAGAAGGGAAGAACAGCAGGAAUCACAUAGGAGAAAGAGGUGCUGUGUGCUGUGUUGAAGUGAAACUUCAAAAGAAAUCCCAGACUAUUUCCACACAUUGAUCUAAAGUCAUCAGCCCAUUGAGUGCUCAAGACUCCGAAAAGGCUGUUCUGUUUUUUGUGAAGUCAGUCAAUGGCUCCGAAGAAGAAGGCAUCCCGUCAGAAGAAACCUGCAGUGGAAACCAUUUCCCAGGUCGCCAUGGAAACCGCCUCCUCCGAGCUGAAGGUGGAGAGCCGCGGUGACGGCGUGGUGGUUGUGGAGAGUGGGGUGAAGAAGAUCGAGCAGAUGGCUGCGCUGGACAUCGCCCAGCUGAACAGCCUGAACCUUCCCCUGCCUCCGCCUGUCAUCAAGCCUGGGGAGCGAGGCCUGGGCCUGGGCAGCGAGCUCACACGACCCCUGCACGGCAACGCACUGCUGGAGGAGCUCAGCAAGAUGCGCCAGGAAAAAUUCCUGACUGAUUUGGAGCUGGCCUGUAAGACAAAGGCCUUUGACGUCCACAAACUGGUCAUCUCCUCAGUCAGUCAGUACUUCAGAGAGAUCCUGGCCAAAGAUCCUGGCAUGAAGCGCCUGGAGCUCCCUUCUCUGUCUCCUCUGGGCCUGGCCAAUGUCAUUACCUUUGCCUAUCUGGGACGUGUCCACAUGUCCCUCUACACCAUCGGCUGCACCGUCUCCGCUGCCGCCACCCUGCAGAUCCCACAGCUCCUCAAGAUGUGCGUGGACUUCCUGCUGGCCGAGCUGAACGUGCACACCUGUGUAUACGUCUGGAAUAUCGCGGCCGCCUAUGGCCUGCUGCCCGUGUGUGACGCGGCUCGCCGUUUCGUCCUGGAGAACUUCGUGCAAUUCGCCGAGACGCCGCUGUUCACCCAACUGACGCUGGAGCAGAUUUCAGCCUUCCUGCAGGACGACUCACUGAUGUUGCCUUCAGAGGUCACUGCCUUCCAGCUCGCCAUGAAGUGGCUUGACUUCGAGCCGUCUCGUCAGGCUCAGGCCGCUGAGCUUCUGUCCCACGUUCGCUUUGAGACCAUCCCUGCCACUGAGCUGGUGAGCCAGAUCCAACCAGUCCCUCGCAUGAUGCUGGAUCCACAAUGCCACCGCCUCCUAGUGGACGCCAUGAACUACCACCUGCUGCCGUACCAGCAGAACACCCUGCAGUCCCGCCGGACUCAGGUCCGAGCCGGGCAGCAGACUCUCCUCACCAUCGGAGGCCGUCCGUCCCUCACCGAGAGGGCUCUGAGCCGGGAGGUGCUGUGGAGGGACCCUCGUGAUGGAGGGGCCUCCUGGCGCCACCUGACCCAGCUGCCCGCCAAGAGCUUCAACCAGUGCGUGGCUGUGAUGGACGGGUUCCUCUAUGUGGCAGGAGGAGAGGAUCAGAACGACGCGCGAAACCAAGCCAAACAUGCUGUGAGCACCCUGAGCAGAUAUGACCCUCGCUUCAACACCUGGCUCCAUCUGGCCAGUAUGCGUCAGCGCCGCACUCACUUCUCGCUGGCCGCCAGCGGCGGCCGCCUGUUUGCCAUUGGUGGGCGUAAUGUGGAGGGUCUGCUGGCCACCACUGAGAGCUACCUGCCCUCCUCCAACACCUGGCAGAUGCGCGCGCCCAUGGAAGUGCCUCGCUGCUGCCACUCCAGCGCCACCCUGCCCUCCGGGGACAUCCUGGUGACCGGUGGCUACAUCAACUGCGCCUACUCCCGCUCGGUGGCCUGCUACAGCGUGGAGACCGACACCUGGACCGAGAAAGCCCCCAUGGACACCCCUCGCGGCUGGCACUGCUCCGCCACCCUCGGAGACAAGGUGUACGUGGUGGGAGGAAGCCAGCUGGGGCCCGGUGGCGAGCGGGUCGACGUGCUCUCUGUGGAGGUCUUCUCCCCCGAUAGCGGGGCGUGGAGCCGAGCCGCCUCACUCCCCCUCGGGGUGAGCACUGCCGGCCUGUCCCCGCUGGCUGAAAAGCUCUACCUGCUGGGCGGCUGGAACGAGGCGGAAAAGCGCUACAAGGCGGCGGUGCAGAAGUACGACCCGGCUACUGACAGCUGGUCCCAGGCCGAGGAUCUGCCCGAGCCCACGGUGGGAGUGUCCUGUUGCACCUUGACCCUGCCACCCCGACACGCUCCGCGCCGGCAGCAGCACCGCAACACCCCGGGCAACGAGGAGCAGCAAGGCGGGAAGAACCGGAGCAGAGAGAGCAGCACGGCUCCGACACAAGCCACCACGGCAUAAACCAGGAGAGGAGAAGCCAGGAGAGAGGACAGACGGGUCAACCUCAGCACAACAUCUGGAUCAUGUCUAAUAUUUUUUUCUGUUUGUGUUUAUGUGGAAAAUGUAACUAUAAACUUUAGUAUUCUUAUGACACAUAUAAAAAACUGAGGUAAAUACCUGAAAUUAAAUUAAGAUACAACCAAAGUUUUGCCAGAAAACAAACAAAUAUAAAAAUCUAUUAGAAUGUUCUGUCAGAGAGGUAAUGAGGGAGUGAGGCUGCUGAGCAGAAACACUUCCUGUGAAUGUUUUUAACUUGGAUAAACUGCGUUUCUCCCGAAGGGAGAAUAUAUUUGUAAUUCAGGAAUUUAACCCUACCCUUGAAAAAAUUCAAUCUGAUAGUUCCUACAAACACAUUUCCAGUAAAUACCAGUCUUUACUAUUACAAUUCAAACAGAAAAAAAAAAGUUUCAGGUUUAUUAAGACAGUGAGCAACAGAGCCACAAAACCAAACCCAUCACUGCUGGUCUUGCGUUGAAGAAAAGAGAACUUGCAUGGUCCAAAGUGGUGGUUUCAGGCUGAGAGAAAACAAAUAGAGGCUAAAGGUGGAGGAAAAGAAGAAAGGAAACAGGGUGCAGCUGAAGUCAACAGGUGGAUGAUGAAGGAUAGGAAGAUGGGAACACGGAUAGCGAUCAGAGUCGGAGGUGGUGUAUAGUCACUGUGAGUCUACUGGGAGUUCAUGUACAAAGAGCAGAGUGUGUGGAUGUAACAAAACAAAUAAAAAAAGCGUGAAUGUGAGCGCGUGAAUGACCGCAGAAGCGCGUGCUGGAUCAACCUGGUUCGACAUCGAAUAAUUUGUAACCUUGCUGCCUAAAAAGAAAUGUGAUUUCAUCCUGGAUUCCCCUCAGUCAAAUAAAGAAGAUAUGUUAAAAUAUCUUAAUCUCAAUCCGCAAUUGCAACUGAAAAAUGGAAUUAUAUUUUAACUGUUUUUAGUUAUCAAUAGAAGCUGCAUUUUGUAACCAUCUCGUUGAAUGAAGUUCUUUUCAGGCAGUCCGGUUACUUGCUUAAGGUUUUUUUUUUUUUUUUUAAUUCAUUACCUGGACUCAGGAAAACUUCAAAUCCACAUUGCUUUGAAGCUGACUGAUUUACUUGUGAAUGAUAAAUUCUUUUUUAACAAGACAAAGAAAUUUAUUCAAACUUGUUAUUAGGAAACUUGUGAUAUCUCUCAUUAAAUAAAUAAUGCAGUUUUGUGGGGAUAGGUAUGUGAGUAGAGUAGCUUAAAUGUAGAAAAAUAAACAAAAAAAUGCGCUUCAAAAUAAACAUUUCGUAAAGGUAACAGCAAGGAGAGAAUAAAUGAAUGUACACACAUUGGGUUCAACGGUGUACAGAUUACCUGAACAUGCAAUAAAAAUAAACAAAAAAAAAAAAAGGAAAAACUAAAAUUCUAGAAAUAAAGAAGGUAAAAUAAGCUGCUGCAGCUUUUUCGUCCAACUAGAG